UUCCGUGUUUUUAUUUCUGCCGUCGGACCUCAUACGGAGGGGAGGAGGUCGGGACGCUCUCGCGUAGGUCUCAUUAGAGCAUUGCUUCAAUAUCGCUUCGCUGUCACUGACUAUGGAUUCACUGCUGCGGACAUAGCUUGCUGUUUACGUAAUUAUUUUUUCUAGUCCAUGUUUGUCUUGGCCACGUGAAAUCACAGCUAGCAAGGAUGAGUUUAUACGGGUCACAACGAGCACUGAAUAUCAGUCGGAGAGACUCCCGGACCGACCUCACGGGAGGCGGAUAUCCAUACGCUCGGAGCGAAAUGGUCGGGGGAAAUGGAUAUGCUCAAGAAUAUGUGGAGGGCUACUAUACUUACACCAAAGGGUCUGGAAGUGGCGUACAGAGGUCGAGCUCGCUCGCCGAACCACACCAGAGGGCCAUGCUCCUGCAGGACCAGUGUCAGGAUGCACUGCAGCGGGCCGAGAUGCUGCUGCAGGCUGGAGGAGGGGACGCUUCUCGUAUGAGAGAGGUGGAACAUUGUAUGGGCGUGGCGAGAGAAAGGAUCGAUCAGCUCAAAGGCAUUGCCGUAGAGCUUCGACAGAUGGGCCAACCCAAUGACAAUGUGGUUAGAAGUGUGGAGCAGUGCAGGGAGCAGCUGAAAGGUGUGCACAUGGCUAUGAGUAGCAGCAUGCAGAGGCGCACUCGCUCCAGUAGGGGGAGCAGCUCCUGGGAUGAGACGCCAGGGAGGAACUACCAGGAGGCCCUCGCAUGGAUCAGACAACAGAAGCGUCUGAUAGAGACGUGUUCCUGGGCAGAUGAGCCGGCCGGCAUUGAACAGCAGCUUCUGAAGCACAAUCGUUUCCACAGCAGCAUUCAGAGGAGCCCUGAAGUGGACAGAGCCAGAGAGGAACUGAUGCAGAGAGGUGAUAAAGGAGGACUCUAUUCACUAGACCAAGAAUGGGACAGCCUACAGAAGCUGUCGUUCACACACACUCAGCAUCUGCGUGAGCUGCAGAGCAUCACUGAGGAGAUCUGCCGUGAGAUCAUGUGGGUGAACGAGAGAGAGGAAGAGGAGCUCAUCUUCAACUGGGGACACCAAAACAUCGACACAUACAUCCCCCGCAAACAGGAGAGCUACUCUAGGCUGAUGAGUGCUCUUGAGGACAAGGAGAAAGACCUGAACAAGCUGAAAAUUAAGGUAGACAACCUGCUGAAGAGCAACCACCCUGCCUCCGACAAGAUACAGGCUUACAUGGAAACUUUACAGACUCAGUGGAGCUGGCUUCUGCAGAUCACCAAAUGCAUUAGUGUUCAUCUCAAGGAGAACUCCGCCUACAGCCAGUUCUUCAAAGAAGCAAAUGACACUGUCAGUCGCCUCCAGAGAGAUCAUGAGAAUAUCCGUAAAAAAUUCACUUGCAGUAAAACCACACCCCUGCCCAACCUGCUGGAACUUCUUCAGGCCCUGGAGACAGAGAAGGAGCGUCUUGUGGAGAACAAACAGCAGGUGGCGCACCUGAACAGCAAGGCCAAGCACAUCGUCAGGCUCAAGCCCAGGAACCCAGAGGAGAAGAGCAGCGGCCAGGUCAUCGUCAAGGCCCUGCUUGACUUUAAGCAGGACCAGAAAGUGAUCUGCAAGGGCGAUGAGGGCAUUCUGAAGGACAACACCCAGCGCAGUAAGUGGUUGGUGACCGGACCAGGGGGGCUGGACAUGACCGUGCCCUCCGUCUGUUUGCUGGUGCCUCCCCCGAAUCCUCUCAGCAUCAGCCUGGCCAGCAAGAAUGAGCAGUACUACGAGGCGAUCCAGUCCCUGUGGAGCCAGUUCUACAUCAACAUCAAGAGCCUAAUCUCCUGGCAGUACUGCAUCCAGGACAUCAACCGCAUUAGAAGCCUCACCAUCACUAUGCUGUAUCAGAUGAAACCGGAGGAGUACCACAGUAUCAUCAGAAGCUUGGAGAGGCACUAUCAGGAGUUCCGCCAGAACUGUCUCGGCUCGCAGAUGUUUGCCGAUGAGGACAAGAGAAGCAUCGAGUCACAGUACACCCACGCCCAGCAGCAUUACGACACGCUGGUCACACAGCUGCCCACUUACAGUGCGCAGCAGCAGCAGCAGCAGCAGCAGAUGCAGCAGCAGCAGCAGCUGAAUUUGAGGAAGCAGGAAGUCAAGCUUGUACAGCAGGAAGUGAAAAAGCAAGUGCCUGUGCAGACAAAGGUCGUGACCUCUGUCAGCUCCACCCUUCUGAGUGAUCUGAGCGCGCUCCGUCUGAGGCUGGAGGGGGCAGAGUCCCAGCUCACCCAGUACCUGCACAUCCCAGUGGGAAAGACAUGCACUGCUCACCUCACACAGCUACAGGGUGUGCAGCGCAAGGUGGAUGGAGUACGUGCAGAGUACGAGCGCUUGAAGCAGCUGAUCCUCCAGCAGCUGCAGGGGAUAACGGACAAAGACAAAGUCCAAUUCCUGCGCUCCGAGCUGGGCCACAUCAACCAGCGCAUCAGCCUGCUGGAGGGCUUCUCCAGAGCCUAUUUUGAUAGAUGUGAGGUGGUGUUUUCCCUGCAGCAGAUGGAGCUGCAGGUGGAGGACAUAGUGAAGGUGUAUGAAGCUCGCCUGACGGAGAGGGAGACCACAAGCCUGGACCCCGACAUCGUUCAGCAGGACAGCAGUGAUCUGCAGGCCAUGCAGGCAGAGCUUCGGGAGAAGGAGUCAGUCCUUAGUGACAUGGAAGCAGAGCUCAAGAAAGCACAGCAGCUGAAUAACCUAAUCGACCCUGCCAUCCACAAGUGUGACAUCGACCUUUCCCAGCAUGCCGAGCAAGUCAGCCAGCUCUCUGACCGCUGGCUCCGCAUCAAGAACCAGAUAAGCAGCAGGGUGAUGGACCUGGACUCCUACUUGGUGCUGCUCCGGCAGUACCUGCAGUCCAGCUCGGGCCUCAGCGACUGGAUCGGUGACACCAGGCAGCGUCUCGACACCAUGCGCGCUACCAAGAUGGACGACAUCACUGUUCUGACAGAGUACCUCAGCAAGCAGAAGGAGCUGAACUCUGAGAUUUUGGGGAAGAGAGGAACAGUAGAAUGUGUGCAGAGGGACGCAGACAACCUGGUGAAUUCCAUCAAGGACUAUGAGCUGCAGCUGGCCUCCUACGGUGCAGGCCUGGAGACACUACUGAACAUCCCCAUUAAAAGAAACCUGCUACAGUCCCCAGCUCUCACAGUCACACAGGAGGUUUCCACCUUGCAGACCCGCUACAUAGAGCUGCUCACUAGCUCCUCCGACUUCUACAAACACCUGGGUCAGAUGCUGAAGAACAUGCAGGAGCUGAAGCUUCGUGGCACACGGAUCGAUCUCCUUGAGGAGGAGCUGAGCCGUCUUAGGGACGAGUUGGCGUUGCGCAGCGCAGAGAGCCUGCGGCUCCAGGAGGCGAGCAGGAGACAGGAGGAGGAGCUGUCGCGCUCCCAGGACCAGCUCCUCACCUUGGAGGAGGCCAAGAGGAGCCAGGCCAUGAACCUGGGCUCCUCCCAGGACCGCCUGCAGGAGCUGCUGUCCAAGAUUCAGUCCCUGGAGCUCCAGCUGGAGGAGGAGGCGCGCAAGCGCAAGCUGGCGGAGGAGCGCUACAGCGAACUGCAGGGCGAGCAGGAUGAGGAGGCGCGGAGGAGCCAGCGAAUGCUGGAUGAAGCACGCAAGACCCGGAUGGAGCUGGAGAUGAGCAUGGCUGACAGGGACAGGGAGGCGGAACGCUUGCGGCUCCAGCUACAGGAGGAGGUGCAGAGGGCCCAGGAGGCCCAGCUGGAGCUGAAGAGGGCGCAGGAGCUGCACAGCUCAAAGCUCAAGGAGGUGCAUGAGAGUUACGAGUCCCGCAUCAGUGUCACCCAGACCAACGUGCUACUCCUGCAGCAGCAGAAGGGGGAGCAGGAGCAGCUGCAGGCAGAGAACAGGGAGGCGCAAGACGAGGCCAAGAGGCUGCGCCAGGCCCUGGCUGAGGAGCAGGAGCGGCGGAAGCGCGCCGAGGAGGAGGCGCAGUUGCAGAGGAAAGCGGCCCAGGAGGAGCAGGGCAAGCGGCGCCGCGUGGAGGUGCAGCUGGAGCAGAGCACCCUGACGGUGCAGGAGUACACUGUCACGCUCACCGCCCUGCAGAGGAGCCAGGAGGAGGCGGCCGCCGAGCUCAAGGAGGCCUGGGAGGAGGCGCGUGCCCGCCAGGAGGAGCUGGACCGACUGCGGAGGGAGCAGGGCAACUCCUCCAGCAUGGUAGCCAGCCUUGAAGAGGAGCUGAGGGUGCUCAUGCUGAAGCUCGCCCAAAGGGAGGCGCAAACCGGAGAGGACAACCAGCGGCUCAAGGAGCUCCAAUGCCUCCUGGAGGAGAAGACCCAGCUGCUGAACGAGAGCAUGGCAAAGAUCCAGCGCCUCCAGGCCCUCACGGAGAAGCUCAGCAAGGAGCGCCUGCAGCUGGAGGAAGAGGUCCGGACCCUGCGCCUCCAGCAGGGAGAGAUGAGGAAGGGCUGGGAGCUGGAGCAGGAGACGCGGAUCAGCGAGCUCACGCUGCAGAUAAAGACCAGCAAGAUGGCCUGCGAGGAGCACCUGCGCCUCCUCAAGGAGACCUCGGCAGAGCGAGAUAAACUCAGGGAAGAGGUGGAGAGGCUGAGGAAGCAAGUCAGCACGACAUCUGCUGAGCUGCAGCGUUCUGAGAAGCAGUGCGCUGAGCUGCGUAGCCAAAAGGGGGCGCUGGAGAGGCGCGUCAAGGAGCUGGAGAACAAGCUGGAGGAGACCCAGCGGCUGCACCAGAAGCUCCAGCAGCAGGUGGAGACCCUCCAGCACCAACUGACCACCCGCGAGGCGGACAUCAAGCGCCUUCAGGUGGAGAGGAGCGAACUCCUGCUGCGCAUCAAGAAGCUUGAGGAGAGGCCCGUCGUCCGCCACAUCAACACGCAGACCGACGAGCUGCGGCCUCUCCGCGACCCCGCCGCCCUGAUGUUCCAGGGCGUGUGCGCUCCGGUCAGCGCGCAGCAGCUGCACGACUGCGGCCUGCUAAAGCAGCCGGCGCUGGAGCAACUGCAGAAGAGCGAGCGCAGCGUGGACCAAGUGGACGCCCAGCUGCAGCCGGCGCUGCGCGGAGCGAGGGUCAUCGCCGGGAUGGCAGCGGGACCCAAGGGCAAGAUGACCCUGGCCGAGGCCCUCAGGCAGAAGCUGCUGUCACGCGAGAGUGCCGUCCGGCUGCUGGAGGCCCAGGCAGCCACAGGCGGGCUGAUGGACCCCACAGUGGACCCCCAGCGGCGUAGACGGGUGGAGGAAGGGCAGGCCACGGGGCUGGUGCCGCCUUGCUCAAGCGAGCGUCUACUGGAGGCCGAGUCCGCCUGCUUGGGCGUGCGUGAGCCAGGGACUGGCCAGCGCCUGGGCGUGGGGCAGGCUCACCGACGGGGGCUGAGAGACGAGGCCAUCACCAUGCAGCUGUUGCAGGCCCAGGAGGCUGUCGGGGGCGUGCUGGACCCUCGGCUCAGCGUCUUCCUCCCGCGCGACCUGGCGACCGACCGCAAUCUGCUGGACAAGGAGAUGUACACCGUCCUGAACACCAAACCCGCGUCCUACCUGCAUCCUCUCACCCAGCGCCCGUGCACCUACACCGCUCUGCAGGACACGUGCGUCGCUGACCCCUCCACCGGCCACCUGCUGCUGCCGCCCACCAAGGCGGCUCUGUGUGUCAAGGGUCUCCGAGCCGAUGUCCCCGUCUGGGAGCUGGUCGGCGUGGGUCUCCUGGAGCCCGAAGACCUGGAGCACCUGCUGGACGGCCGCCUGCGCCUGGACGACAUCCAGCUGCGGCUGCGCGCCUACCUGCGCGAGUGCGGCUGCGUGGCGGGCAUUACCGACCAGCAGAGUGGCCGCACUCUUACGCUGCAGGAGGCCCAGCAGGUGGGGAUGCUGAGCAAAGAAGCCACCCUGGAGCUGCUGGAGGCUCAGAUCGCCUGCGGGUUCAUCAUGGACCCACGAGACGGCCGAGGCUACACGGUGGAGGAGGCCCUCAAGAAGGGGCUGGUUGGAGCAGAGUAUAAGGAGGCUCUGUUGAAGGCUGAGAAGGCCGUGACCGGCUACAGCCAGCCAGGAGGUGGGCCUGUGCUCUGCCUCUCUGAGGCCCUGCAGCGUGGGAUGGUGGAAAGGAGCUACGGUCUGCGUCUGUUAGGGGCUCAGCUGAGCAGCGUGGGCAUUAUUGACCCCUUGCUCAGCGUCCGCAUCCCGCCCGAUACAGCAGUCCAGCGUGGCCUGCUGGCCCAUGACCUCCGUCAGGCGCUCGAAGCACAAGGGGCUAUCAGCUGGGGAUUCAGUGACCCCACCGACCCCAACAAUCAGGAGAAACUCCGCUACACCCAGCUGAUGAAGGAGGGCCAGAAGGACCCCAAGACCGGCCUGCUGCUCCUACCUGCCACUGUGCCCAGCCAGAAGAACACGGUCAGGAAGCGGAGGGUGGUGAUUGUCGACCCCGACAGCGGACGAGAGAUGACCGUAAAGCAAGCAUACGAGGCGAAGCUCAUAGACCAUGAGACGUACGUGGAGCUUGCGCAGCAGGAGUGCGAGUGGGAAGAGAUCACCAUCACGGCGGCGGACGGCUCCAAGCGGCUGGUUAUCAUGGACCAAACCAAGGGUCUCAAGUACGAUGUGCAGGAGCUGCUGGAGAAGGGCGUCAUCAAACAGACCCAGCUGGAUCAGUACCGCGCCGGAAAAAUCACUCUAGCGCAACUAGUGGACGCCAUCUGCGAUGGCACGAAGCGCCUCACGUCAUCGUCUGGUUUGAAGACCUCCACACAGACCUCGGCUUCCUCCAACUUCUCCUCCUCCUCUGGCACCAGGACUUCAGCUGCCUCCGCACCCUCUUCCUCAGCUACACCAUCUGCAGCCUCUGCUGCCUCUGUCUCCACCACCUCCAACUUCUCCUCCUCCUCUGGCACAAGGAUUUCAGCUGCCUCCGCACCCUCUUCCUCAGCUACACCAUCUGCAGCCUCUGCUGCCUCUGUGUCCACCACCUCCGCCUCUCCGCCUAAAUCCUCCAUGACGCACAUCAAAUCUCAGACCGUGUCCACAUCCUCGGUCAUCAUCAGCAGCAGCAGUCCUGGCAGGUUCAUCUCCGGAGAGCAGGCACCGCUCUCCCCCGGCCGCAUCACUAGCAUGUCAGUCAACCUGGCGUCGCCCAUAGCGACUGUAGGAGAGAGAAGCCCCGUGGGGGUCAUCUUCGACUCAGACACGCUGGAGAGGGUGAGUGUGACCGAGGCCAUGAGCAGCGGCCUGUUGGACAACCUCACCGGCCAGCGCCUCCUAGAGGCCCAGGCGUGCACCGGCGGUCUGGUCUGCCCAUCGUCUGGCCGUCGCCUCUCCCUACAGGAGGCCCAGCGCAUGGGCCUGAUCACGGACGAGCUGGCGUCCCGCUUGCGCCCGGCGCAGAAGGCCUACGUGGGCUUCGUCGAGCCGCAGGGCACGCGCCGACUCUCGGUGGCCGAGGCCGUGAAGGAGCGCUGGCUACCCCACGAGGCCGGCCAGCGGUUCCUGGAGUUCCAGCAGGCCACGGGCGGGCUGUGGGACCCACAGGAGGGCUGCCGGCGGAGCCUGGAGGAGGCGCAGGCCCGCGGCUGGGUGGACCCACGCUCUGCCCAGAAGCUGGGUGACCUGCGGCAGCACGCCCGCUGCCUCAUCUGCCCGCGCUCCAGCCUCAAGCUGUCCUACGCCGAGGCCCUGGAGCGCUGUCUGCUGGAGGAGGUCACGGGCAUCAUGAUGCUCCCAGCCGCAAAACCCUCGUCCACCCCAGGGUCCAGGUCAGGGUCGUGUACGGGGUCACGCUCGGGCUCGCGUAAAGGCAGCAUUGACCUCACCUCCUCCUCUUCAUCCGUAUAUACCAGCUUCAGCUACAGCUCUAGUUCCUAUACAACUAGCCCUUGAAGCGUACACAGUCACACACAAACAAAACACACAUGCUCACACACACACACACACACACACACACACACACACACACACAGAUUUUGAGGCCUUGCUGCCGCCUACAUGCAAAGUAAGAUAUAAUGCUGUAGACCUCAUGUGGUGGACCUAGUUUAAACUGCUAGCCAGCGCUUCAAGCCAAAAAAAACUGCUUUUGCUUCAGUAUAUUAGGGGUAAUGAGCUUCUGCACACAGGCACCUGCGGUUAACUAGUAUAUUAGCUGGAAGAGUUCAGCUUGUGCUGAAUGGGAGUUUGGGUUCUGGUUCAGCAUCUCUAUGCAAUAACCUUAUAUGAGAGAAACUCAGUAUUUUUCACAGUAUAAAUCUCUAUUUUGAUCUUUUCCAAAUACGGUAUUAAGUGGAAGGUGCAGAGGGUGUGAAAUGGGUGUGUGCUUGGGAACAAAUUAGGUCUCAUCUGUCUGAUGAUGACGACGAUAAUGGUGAUGAUGACAGCAAUGAUGAUGAUGAUGAUGAUGAUGAAAGUGCAAUGCAUGACUUGGUGAAGGCUGGUGAAGUAACUUUUUUUAAACCCUGGUGCUGAAUUGAUCCCUAAUCUUACAAUAACCUCAGUGCCAUGUUAACGGUGUAAUUGCUUACUUAUGACUUUAGCCUUUUCAUCAUUAAUAAAAAAAUAA
Alosa sapidissima (American shad) is the source of this 8559-nucleotide messenger RNA. RefSeq names its product desmoplakin-like. Gene Ontology annotation, molecular function: structural molecule activity. The transcript is spliced from 24 exons. NCBI's taxonomy places the organism in Eukaryota, Metazoa, Chordata, Actinopteri, Clupeiformes, Clupeidae. Gene Ontology annotation, biological process: intermediate filament cytoskeleton organization; wound healing; cell-cell adhesion. The record is from RefSeq and is a predicted model, not a curated record. The coding region runs from base 207 to 7886 and encodes 2559 amino acids. Gene Ontology annotation, cellular component: intermediate filament; cytoskeleton; intercalated disc.